This is a messenger RNA of Acanthosepion pharaonis, 762 nucleotides long. NCBI's taxonomy places the organism in Eukaryota, Metazoa, Mollusca, Cephalopoda, Sepiida, Sepiidae. The record is from the annotation of a GenBank genome assembly.
AUGCAUCCUAUCUGUGCAGAAAUUCAUUUGGACAUUCAUUUUAUCCAUCUACAAAAGUCAUUAAACUGCUCUUUAUCUGUUUAUAUCUAUCCCAGUCUGUUUGUAUCUCUCUAUCUAUCCCAGUCUGUUUGUAUCUACCUAUCUCUCCAUUCGUAUCUAUCUCUCCCAGUCUGUUUCUUUCUAUCUAUCUAUCUAUCUAUCUAUCUAUCUAUCUAUCUAUCUAUCUAUAUCUCCAAGUCUGUUUGUUUCUAUCUCUUCAAGUCUUUUGUAUCUAUUUCUCCAAGUCUCUUUGUAUUUAUCUAUCUAUUUAUCUAUCUCUCCGUCUGUUUGUAUCUAUCUGUCUAUCUAUUUAUCUAUCUCUCCAAGUCUCUUUCUAUCUAUCUAUCUAUUUAUCUAUCUCUCCAAGUAUCUAUCUAUCUAUCUAUCUAUCUAUCUAUCCGUCUCUUUCUAUCUAUCUAUCUAUCUAUCUAUCUAUCUAUCUAUCUAUCUAUCCAAGUCUCUUUGUCUCUAUCUCUCCAAGUCUUUUUUAUCUAUUUCUCCAAGUCUCUUUGUAUCUAUCUAUCUAUCUAUCUAUCUAUCUAUCUAUCUAUCUAUCUAUCUAUCUAUCUAUCCAAGUCUCUUUGUCUCUAUCUCUCCAAGUCUUUUUUAUCUAUUUCUCCAAGUCUCUUUGUAUCUAUCUAUCUAUCUAUCUAUCUAUCUAUCUAUCUAUCUAUCUAUCUAUCACAUUCUUUUUAUAUUUAUCUGUUUAUAUGUCUAUCUUAG